Drosophila kikkawai is the source of this 2812-nucleotide messenger RNA. RefSeq lists its product as uncharacterized. Gene Ontology annotation, cellular component: membrane. The record is from RefSeq and is a predicted model, not a curated record. Lineage: Eukaryota; Metazoa; Arthropoda; Insecta; Diptera; Drosophilidae.
CAUGCUGAAGCCAUUAAGGAUCUAAGCGAGGUUCUUAAAAAUAUGCACACAGCUAAGUUAAUUUUAGAGGAGUUCCAGGAUGAGCUGCCCGUAGCUCAGGGGUUGGCUAUUAGGUUUCGGGAUGCGUUGCGUGCCGUCAAACAAAAUCUUAAGGAAUUCCUCAUCUCGCACUGCAACCAAGAGGAGUGCAGAGAUUUCUACAGAGACAAUGAGGUCAGGAUGCUAGACGAGGGAUGUCUGCACUUUGAUAGAAUUCCCUCAACGGAAGACUUGAUCAAGUCCAUUAACGAAAUUCUGGCCGGUAACUUUGUCAUCUAUCCCCUAAUGGCUGCUCAACAGAUCGCAACGGCGUACAGGAAUCACACUAAUAACCUGCUGGACACAAUUAAAAAGGAUCCCCAUAAAGACGACAAAUAUCUGCAGGAUAAGUACAAAGCAUCGUUAGUAGAACUCCGGGUAAAUAAGAUAGGGCCUGCAAUAGCGAUUCGUCGUAUUCCCGUAGCUGCUCUGCGCCGAAAGCUGGGACCUUCGUGGUAUGGAAGCAUGUUAGGAAUGCUCUUGGUGCUUAUGAUUUUGCCCAUCCUCCUGCUAAUUGCUCUUGUGGUAAAACUGUUUAGUCCAAAUGUGUCGAAUGGGCUACUCUGUGCAUUCCUCACUGCCGCCUUCAUGCUUUUCUCGAUACCCCUUGUCCUGGUGCUCUUCUUUCUGGUCCACGGAUUCUUGACGUAUGACAUUUUCUGUGCUGGACAUCAGGUGCCCGAAAGGAGGAUUCCGAUGUAUAAUCGACCGAUUUUGUAUCGACCGAAUAAUAAUCCAGCGAAUGAUAAACUACCGAAUCAUAAUACAAUGAAUGCUAAUACACCGAAUGCUAAUUCAGCGAAUGAUAAUCAACCUAUGUUAAGAUCUAGAGAUACGGUAGAUCCACCGGAUCACAGUCAACUGCAUGACCAUCCACUAGAUAACAAUCCUCCGGAUGAUAAUCAACCUGUGCUAAGAUCUAGAGAUACGUUGUAUCUACCACCGGCUGACAAUCCACUGGAUGACAAUCCACUGGAUGACAAUCCAUCAGAUAACAAUCCAUCAGAUGACAAUCCACCGGAUGAUAAUCAACUUGUGCUAAGAUCUAGAGAUACGUUGUAUCUACUGGAUGACAAUCCACUGGAUGAUAAUCCACCGGAUGACAAUCCACCGGUUGACAAUCCACUGGAUGAUAAUCUACCCGAUGAUAAUCAACCUGAGCUAAGAUCUAGAGAUAGGUUGUAUCUACCGGAUGACAAUCCACCGGAUGAUAAUUUUCCUGUGCUAAAGUCUGCAGAUACGUUGUAUCUACCGGAUAAUAAGCCACCUGUUCUAAGAUCUGGAGAUACGUUGCAGAGGUGCGCCGGUAAUGAGGCCUUGUGCGGUGACUUGGGUCGCAAAGAGUUCUAUGUCAAUACGAAAAGGGAUAUCCGGGAGGCGGCCGAGGACCAGGAGCUCUUGCGGAGUAAGCUCUUCAGCUACAACAGCUCAGAAUUCACCCAAUAUAUGUGCCGAGAGCUCGUGCCGGAGCCCAAACCAGGACCUCUGCCGGAGCUGAUCAGUAGACUGGCCAACCUGACCAGAAGUGUGGGAUCGCCUCCUUUUCUGUUAAACCAAACCAUCAGGCUGCAAGUCGCUCACAAGAAACUGGGGCAACCGCUAGCCGCGAUCAUUCAGCGACUGCUGGGUAAACUGAAGCAGCUGGAUCACCUACUGUCCGGCGGAAAUAAAAGCUUUGACACGUACAUGAGCCGACUUCUGGAAAAGAUUAAACAGUUUCAACGCCGCGAUUUCGUUGGAUUUGGUCUGCAAAAUGAAACCAAGGAAUCGAUGAAGAGCUUAGCUCAGGCUCGCCAUUACCAUGGCCAUCACGGCCACCACCAUCACGGCCACCACCAUCACGGACACCACCAUCACGGGCACCACCAUCACGGCCACCACCACCAUAAUCACACAAACCAUCAUCACCACGAUGAUAAUCACACCGAGGAUCAUCACCACAACUAUAAUCACCACCAUCAUCAUCACCACUUUCAUCAUCAUCAUCACCAUGGUGAUAAUUACACCGAUGAUCAUCACAUCAAUGAUCAUCACCACAAUCAUCAUCACCACGAUUAUCAUGCUUCGUAUCCCUAUGGGAGCUUUGAUCCCUAUUUCUAUAAUAGUUUAGCUCUGAAUCGCUAUUUGAUUUACAAAGAUCUUUGUGGGAGUAUUGCCAAUCCAAUGAACGCCAUCUGGUUCUGGCUUCUACCCUUCACCCUGAUGCUUCUGCCCGCCAUCUGCUGCAGUCAUUAUCUGAGAUGUUACUGCCGAUGUUGUAGGAAUGUUUGUGAGGACCCCUGCGCGGCCCCGUGCUCGGAACCCUGCGCGGCCCCCUGUACGGCCCACUGCACGGCCCCCUGCACGACCUCCUGCACGGCCCCCUGCACGGCCUCCUGCACGGCCCCCUGCACGGCCCCCUGCACGGCCCCUUGCACGGCCCCUUGCACGGCCCCUUGCACGGCCCCUUGCACGGCCCCUUGCACGGCCCCUUGCAAGGCCCCUUGCACUGCCACCUGUGCGGCCCUCUGUGCAGCCCCCUGCACGCCACCCUGCGCGGGUCGUUGUGUGAACCCUUGCGUUUCCACCUGUGCGGCUCCUACAGAUUACACCUGUUGCACGGUGCCAAUGGAAUUCCCAGACUGCUCCUGCUACACAAUGAAAGACUGUUCCCACUGCAGAUAUUUUCCAGUGGUGGACGAAACGAAUGUCGACCAAUUGAAUUUAAAUAUGCAUUUAUGAAACAGCUCAAAAA